AAUGAUAAGAGUUAAAGUGAACUUUGCCUUUCAAUUGUUUACAGCAUGUUUAAAACCUUAUCAACAACUUCAAAAUAAGAAUGUUGAUGUUAGAUUUAUGACUAAAGAUGAUAUAAAUAAAGUUCAUGCUUUGUGCUAUGAAGCAUUUUAUGAACAAUGGAUAUUUGCAUAUGAAAAUAAAUCAUUUGAAUUAAGUCGUGUCAUAACUGCAGAUUCUUACAAAAGCAAUGAAGAAAAAAUGAAAAAUGUUUUAAUUGCUACUGUAGACAACGAAAUAAUAGGAAUGUGCGAAUUAAGUUUCUAUAAACGAAAAUCUAAAACAUUUACAAUAGAUUUCUUUAAAUCUAUAACACAUUUUCCAUUGAAGUCAAUGAUUAUUACUCUCGCUACAAUUGGUAUGUAUAAUCAUAUAGCAACUAAAGAGCCAGGAGAGGCUACAGUUGAUUUUCUAGCUGUAAAUAAAUAUUCUAGAGGUCUGGGUGUAGGAAAAAUUCUUUUGUCAAAAGCAGACGAAUUGGCAAUGCAAAAGAGUUGCAAUAAAAUAUCUCUGUUAGUUGUAUUUUCUAAUUAUGGAGCUAGAAGAUUUUAUGAAAAAUGUGGAUAUUCUUCAACAAAAGCAUUUAUCUUUAAGAAAUGGUUUCUAUGGGGAAAUGAGGGAGCUUUUAAAAUGGAAAAAAACCUAUUACCAAACACUGUACACUGA
Messenger RNA from Dimorphilus gyrociliatus, 703 nucleotides. Lineage: Eukaryota; Metazoa; Annelida; Polychaeta; Dinophilidae. The record is from the annotation of a GenBank genome assembly.